Molecule: messenger RNA, 1407 nt
Organism: Cyclocybe aegerita
Lineage: Eukaryota; Fungi; Basidiomycota; Agaricomycetes; Agaricales; Hemipholiotaceae
Source: the annotation of a GenBank genome assembly
AUGGAAGAAAUUGAGGAUGAACUUGCGACGGAGGAGGAAAACAAACUGAUAAACGAGGAAUAUAAGACAUGGAAGAAGAACGCGCCGUACCUAUACGAUCUUGUUAUCACCCAUGCCCUCGAUUGGCCCAGUCUUACGUGCCAAUGGUUCCCAGAUAAAGCUCAGAAUUCCCAGAAGCCGUAUACAACGCACCGUCUGCUGCUCGGAACCCACACCUCUGGACAGGCUCAAGACUAUUUGCAAAUCGCCACUGUUCAGAUCCCCAAACGUGGAAACCCCUCCACUGGUGCAGACAAGCUCGAUCGUGCUGACUAUGACGACGAACGCGGGGAGAUUGGUGGCCACAGCCUUCCCCCAACACCCCGUAUUCAAAUUAUACAGAAGAUCAAUCACGAUGGCGAGGUCAACAGGGCGAGAUAUAUGCCUCAAAAUCCGGACAUAAUCGCCACUAAAACUGUUACCGGUGAAGUACUCGUCUUUGACCGCACAAAGCAUUCCAGCGAACCUGAGAGAGGCGGAGUCUGUAAACCAGACAUCAGGCUUGUUGGCCAACAUCGGGAAGGAUACGGUCUCGCUUGGAAUCCUGUCAAGGCUGGACGCGUCUUGGGCGCUUCUGAGGAUAUGACAGUCUGUUGUUGGGACGUAAAUUCGUAUACCAAAGCCAAGACCACCAUAGAACCCGAGACUGUAUUCAAGGGCCAUACGUCCGUUGUUGGCGACGUGGAUUGGCAUGCUACCCAGGAAAAUGUGUUUGCCAGCGUGGGUGAUGAUAAAAUGCUUAUGCUCUGGGAUACUCGGUCGCAUUCGGAUCCAACACUCAAGGUACAAGCGCACGACGCUGAGAUUCUGGCCGUUGCGUUCAGUCCUGCAACGGAACACCUUCUAGUAACUGGGAGUGCCGACAAGACAGUGGUCCUUCAUGACAUUCGUGUACCCACCAAGAAACUCCAUGUAUUCGAAUCACAUACAGAUGAAGUACUUCACCUCACUUGGUCUCCACACAAUCCCACCGUCUUCGCGUCAGCAUCAAGCGACAGGCGAAUUAAUCUUUGGGAUUUAUCCCUCAUUGGACAAGAACAGACACCAGAUGACCAGGAGGAUGGUCCCCCGGAGCUGCUUUUCGUUCACGGUGGACACACAUCGCGGCCUACCGAUUUCUGCUGGGCACCAGGUGAAUCAGAAAUUUGGACCGCAGCAAGCGUAUCAGAAGACAACGUUGUCAUGGUGUGGCAACCUACAAUGCGUGUCUGGGCUGGCGACGAAGUCAAAGUCGACGAGAAAGAGCUGGAGAGUGACGCGAUGGAAGGAGUAGAAAACACAGCCGCUGACAAGGGCAAGGCAAGCGCGAGCGGUGGAAGUCUAAGAAGCCAGAGCAUGAGUGUCAGUGUCACGUCUGGAGAUGAGUGA